Molecule: messenger RNA, 1269 nt
Organism: Nicotiana attenuata
Lineage: Eukaryota; Viridiplantae; Streptophyta; Magnoliopsida; Solanales; Solanaceae
Product: nitric oxide synthase-interacting protein
Exons: 2
Coding region: 141-1055 (304 amino acids)
Cellular component (GO): nucleus
Molecular function (GO): ubiquitin protein ligase activity
Source: RefSeq, a predicted model, not a curated record
CGACUGCGACUGACCCGAUUGGAAUUUGGAUAAUCCAGUUUCAUCAUAGAUCUUCCUGCAUAGGGCUUUGUUCGUUCUCUUCCCCAACUCGCAAAACCCCUCCUCCCAAAUUCAGCUGAAUCACAUUAGGACUUAGAGAGAUGCCGCAGAGACACUCGAAGAACAACAACGAUCUCGCCUUUUUCACAUACGAUGAGAAGCGAAAGUUAGGGUACGGAACGCAGAAGGAGCGGCUGGGAAAAGACUCAAUUAAGCCUUUCGAUGCUUGUUGCCUUUGCUUAAAACCCUAUAUCGAUCCUUUGUGUUGCCAGAAAGGACACGUCUUUUGCAAAGAGUGCAUUCUAGAAUGCCUUCUGUCCCAAAAAAAGGAUAUCCAAAGAAAGUUGGCUGCUCAUGCAGCUCAGCAGAAGCAAGAAAAAGAAGAUGAAGAGGAGGGGUUGAUGCUGCAGAAAGCCAGGGAGCUUGAGGCAUUUGAUCAACAGAAUCAUGGUCCAGUGCCCCAGUACAACGAUAAGAACUACAACAGAGACAAGAAUGGAUUCCAUGGGGCCAAUAGCGUGAAGACCACUUCUUACGAGGAGGAAGCACUUAGAACCAUGAAAGCAUUUUGGCUGCCCUCUGCAACACCAGAUGCACCUGCUAAAGUGGAUGCCCCAUCCACAAGCACAGUUUGUCCUGAAGGGAACGAAAAACUUAAGAUGAAAAACCUUUUCCCUAUUCACUUUACUGAAGAUACCAGUGCACAGAAGAAAACCAAGUCUCUUGACAAGAAUUUCAUAUGUCCCAGUUGCAAGGUCACACUAACCAAUACUUCGUCACUUGUAGCACUUAAUACUUGUGGACAUGUCUUCUGCAAGAAAUGUGCAGAGAAAUUUGUGGCUGUAGACAAGGUUUGCGUGGUCUGUGACAAACCAUGUAAAGAUAGAAAUCUGGUGAAUGUGGAAAAGGGAGGAACAGGGUUUGCUGGCCAUGGAGAUAAUCUUGAAGCAAAAGACUUCAAACACUUGGGGAGUGGAAGCGGGUUGGGCCUGGUGAGACCUGCCAUGAAGACAUAACCUGCAGUGUGCCAGCUUGCGCAUUAAAGUGGUUUUGUUAUGUUGUAGUAAAAUUUGGUUUUACUGUCUUCUACAAGGAACGCUCAGUAUUUUCUUUCGUUGUGUUUGUUCAACUACAGCUCUGUGAAAGCAACUUCUGUAACUUAUAGCAUUUCCAUUUCACAAGGGUUCUAUUUCAUAUGAAAAUUGAUUGAAACUCGCUCCUCCAGCGGUA